AGUCGAACUUGGCAGCUUUUGCUUGCGUCUAGUAGACGACGCGUUGAUCAUUUUCGUGAAUGUAUUUUCGUGGUUUUUUAUUCAAACUAAAUCAAGCUAAAUUUCACUGGUGAUUAAUAAUUCAUAAAAGACAAAAAAAUAGCGUAACAAAUGGGCCGUUUUCGGAGCCGCAGCCGGGACAAAGAGAGGAGGCGUAGAAGUCGUAGCCGCUCAAGAAGUCGCUCCCCCCGCGAUCGAAGGGGCUGGGGUGGCGGAGGCCCAGGAAGAGAUAGAGGCGGAGGUGGAGGAGCCAGAGGUGGGCGCGGACAGCCGGGAGCAAAUCUACGAAAACCAAGAUGGGAUUUGAGUCGUCUUGAACCAUUUAAAAAAGAUUUUUAUGUACCUAAUGAUACUGUUCAAAACCGAGAUCCUCGUAUUGUCGAACAGUACAGAAGUGACAAGGAAAUUACAUUGAAGGGAAAAAACAUACCAAACCCAGUAUUUACCUUUGAAGAGGCCGGAUUCCCUGAUUAUGUACUCAAGGAAGUAAAGAGGCUCGGUUUUAAAGAACCAACAUCGAUUCAGGCGCAAGGAUGGCCGAUUGCCUUAAGUGGGCGAGACAUGGUCGGAAUAGCAUCUACUGGAUCGGGAAAAACCUUGUCUUAUAUACUGCCAGCUAUAGUGCAUAUAAAUAGCCAGCCAAAGCUGAGCCGUAAAGACGGCCCCGUGGCUUUAGUUUUGGCACCAACUAGAGAAUUAGCGCAACAAAUACAGCAAGUCGCUGACGAUUUUGGACACUCGUCAGGAAUUCGAAAUACAUGCCUUUAUGGCGGUGCGCCAAAAGGUUCACAAGCUAGAGAUCUUGAUGGGGGAGUAGAAAUUGUAAUAGCUACCCCAGGCAGGUUGUUGGACUUUUUAGAAUCUGGUAGGACUAAUUUAAAAAGAUGCACUUAUCUGGUUCUUGAUGAAGCAGACAGGAUGUUAGACAUGGGAUUCGAACCCCAAAUAAGAAAAAUUAUAGAACAAAUCAGACCUGACAGACAGACACUCAUGUGGUCUGCUACUUGGCCUAAAGAAGUGAAAAAUUUAGCCGAAGAUUUUGUCAAAGACUACACUCAGAUCAAUGUUGGAUCUCUGCAGCUUGCUGCUAAUCAUAAUAUUCUACAAAUUAUUGACGUUUGCCAGGAUUACGAAAAAGAAAACAAAUUAAGUACUCUGUUGAAAGAAAUAAUGGCUGAGAAAGAAAACAAAACGAUAGUUUUCAUAGAAACUAAGCGCAGGGUAGAUGAGAUCACGAGAAAAAUGAAGAGGGAUGGGUGGCCUGCCGUCUGUAUACAUGGUGACAAAACACAACAGGAAAGAGAUUGGGUUUUACAAGAUUUUCGAUCUGGAAAAGCACCAAUACUGGUAGCAACAGAUGUAGCCGCUCGGGGUCUUGACGUUGAAGAUGUUAAGUUUGUCAUCAAUUUUGACUACCCCUCAUGUUCCGAGGACUACGUGCAUAGAAUCGGCCGAACAGGUCGGAGGCAAAAGACCGGAACAGCCUACACUUUUUUCACUCCGAAUAACUCUAAUAAGGCAAACGAUUUAAUCCAAGUUCUGAAAGAAGCUAAUCAAGUCAUAAACACCAAACUCCUGGAGCUUGCCGACGGCAGGGGUAGUGGUGGUGGAGGAGGCGGUGGAGGUUUUGGAAAACACAGAGGUGGAGGAAGAAAUAGAUGGCGUUCAAAGGGUUGUGGACGUGGUGGUGGAAGGGAUCGCAGCUUCUCGAGGAGUCGAAGCCAUAGUCGUAGUCGUGAGAGGAAUGGUCGAGGCUCUCGGCGAAGCUACAGUCGGAGCUACUCCCGCAGUCGCAGCCCCAUAAAUAAUCGCACAGGCAAGUCCUCAGCCAGUCCCACCAACGGCAGGGGCUCUGUUCCACCCCCGACCCUUGCAGCUGUUCCCUGUUUGAAUUUACAGCCGCCUCAACAGCCUUCACCAACGUUGCCCUCCCAGCCUUCUCCGGUUUCAUGCACUCAGCCACCUCCUCCGCCUACGCCUUCCAUGUCUUCCGCAAUGGAAUCUAUGAGACCUCCGCUACCUUCCCAUGGCCACGUUGCAUAUGCGGGUGCCGGGCCACCCCCUCAUUUGAAUGUAAUGGGGGUGAUGGGGCUAGGAGAAGCUUCUCCUAUGCCAGGAAUGAACUUGGGAAACUUGGGAAAUAUUGGUGGAGGUUACCACCACCAGCACAGGGGUAACCCACCGGAAAACCUGAGCAUGGCCCCUCCUUCAAAUGUAGUUGGAGGAGGUGGUUACCCCAACAUGCCUCCCCCGACGUACUACCAGCCGCCUCCGCCGCCUUUGCAUCCCACCAAUGGCUUUCAUCAUUAGCUGCGGUCCUCCUGCUGUGCUGCGUGGCCACAAGAAGUUAUCGGGAAGAGCUACUGGAGCAGCGAAAGAUGAUCCACAGUUAGCGGUUUGCAAUAAAAUUGCUACUCGGUGAGCUCACAGUAUCAUCUCAAUCCCUGCACGACGACCGAGGACCGAGAAACAGUAAUGAAGUCUAUUAUUUGAAAAUACAAGUGACUCGUAAAUUUUAACCCAUUAACGCAUUUUAAUAUUUGAAAUAGCAGAAAUUUCAAUUGUAACGUUCAUGUCACAAUCACGUAAACCUAUAGGCAACUUAAGUUUUAUUUUUAAUCGACUCGUAGAAUGAUAGAGAAUAAAUUAUCUGUGUUCACUUGCUGCUCAUUCCUCUGUAAUUUAUAAGUCUAGCAAGGAUUCAUUAAUCAAUGUACAGUAUUUAACGUGAAUAUUAUAACAAAUAAAAUUUGUUAGUCAUA
Athalia rosae (coleseed sawfly) is the source of this 2801-nucleotide messenger RNA. Its product is annotated as probable ATP-dependent RNA helicase DDX17. The record is from RefSeq and is a predicted model, not a curated record. The transcript has 8 exons. Lineage: Eukaryota; Metazoa; Arthropoda; Insecta; Hymenoptera; Athaliidae. Gene Ontology annotation, molecular function: RNA binding; ATP binding; RNA helicase activity. Gene Ontology annotation, cellular component: cytoplasm; nucleus; ribonucleoprotein complex. The coding region runs from base 151 to 2349 and encodes 732 amino acids.